AUGGCUCCCUCCAUCUCCCCAGCACCCUACGCAGAUCCGCCCUGGCUCUCUCGCGAUGUGAGUCCCUACUACACCGCGAGCCACCGGCGCCUCCAGGCCGAAGCGCGCGAAUACGUCACCACUCACAUCACGCCGUUCUGUGAGGACUGGGAACGACAGGGCUCCGUUCCCAAGGAUGUCAUACUCAACCACGCGCGGUUGGGAUAUAUGGCCGUCUCCAUCUAUCCGCUUGCCGUGGCGCAGAUAAAGGCCCUGGGCCAGAGACUGCCUGGAGACAUCGACCCGGAAGAGUGGGAUGGGUUCCACGACCUGAUCGUGAUCGACGAGAUUGCCAGGUGUGGCUACCUGGGCGUGAUCUGGGCGUUGAGUUGCGGCAAUUCCAUCGGCGCUCCGCCUCUGAUAAAUUUCGGAAGUGAAGAGCAGAAGGCGAGAUUCUUGCCGGACGUAAUCGCUGGUAGAUCGCGGUUUUGUCUUGGUGUCACUGAGCCAGACGCCGGGUCUGACGUGGCGGGUAUCACAACGACGGCAGAGCGUCGUGGCGAUGUAUAUAUCGUGAACGGAGCGAAGAAGUGGAUCACGAACGCCAUAUUCGCUGACUAUUGCACCGCCGCGGUACGCACAGGUGAACCAGGCCGAUCGGGAGUGUCUGCCCUGAUAAUACCGCUCAGUGCUCCCGGUGUCAAAUGCAGCAAAAUCGAAAACUCUGGGGUCAAUGCCAGCGGCUCCACAUAUAUCGAGUUUGACGACGUUGCGGUACCUGUGUCAAAUCUCCUAGGCACAGAAAACCGUGGGUUCGAUAUCAUCAUGUCGAACUUCAACCAUGAAAGACUUUGGCUGGCUUGCACAUCUCUUCGCAUGGCGCGUGUCUGCAUCGAAGACGCUCAUGCCCAUGCGCUCAGAAGAGAAACUUUCGGCAAGCCCCUGAUUGCGAACCAGGUGAUCUCGGCUAAGUUUGCGGACUUUGCGCGUGAUGUCGAACCCGUUUAUGCGUACCUGGAAUCAAUUGUGUACUUGACGGAGCACGAGCGAAAGAGAAAGGCUCAAGGUCGCCGCGCGGGUAACCUGGCCGCAUCCCAGGGGGACCUCAAUCUUGGAGGAAUGAUCGCCACCCUGAAGACCAGCGCCGGCCGGGUACUUGAGCGUGUCAACCGAGAUGCGCAGCAGAUCAUGGGCGGAGCAGGCUAUUCGAGGACGGGAAAGGGUGCCAGAAUCGAGCAAAUCAGUCGAGAUGUACGGGUCAUGGUUGUGGGCGGAGGCAGUGAUGAGAUAUUGAGCGACCUUGCAGUCAAGCUAGAGACAAAGGAGUUGCAAAGGCUGACUCGUCCAUCGAGCAAGUUGUGA
Messenger RNA from Fonsecaea multimorphosa CBS 102226, 1341 nucleotides. RefSeq lists its product as uncharacterized. The coding region runs from base 1 to 1341 and encodes 446 amino acids. NCBI's taxonomy places the organism in Eukaryota, Fungi, Ascomycota, Eurotiomycetes, Chaetothyriales, Herpotrichiellaceae. The transcript is spliced from 2 exons. Gene Ontology annotation, molecular function: acyl-CoA dehydrogenase activity; flavin adenine dinucleotide binding. The record is from RefSeq and is a predicted model, not a curated record.